Molecule: messenger RNA, 1947 nt
Organism: Amphiprion ocellaris (clown anemonefish)
Lineage: Eukaryota; Metazoa; Chordata; Actinopteri; Pomacentridae
Product: probable methyltransferase-like protein 24
Exons: 5
Coding region: 145-1299 (384 amino acids)
Source: RefSeq, a predicted model, not a curated record
AGGAAGGAAGGAGGAGGGGAGCUCUCAGCUGGGACUUUCCUCGCUGCCCUCCAGAGAGGAAAGAAAAAAAAAAGAAAACUUUAAUCACAUGCAGGGCACCGCGCCGGAGAUGAUCCCCGGUGCCGCCGCUGCCACCAAGGAGGUAUGCGGACCCGUGCGCGGUGGUGGGGCCGCGGGGGUCUCUCCGUGCGCUCGGGAAUCUUGCUCCUCUUGAUCCCGCCGCUUCUCCUCGCUCUCCAGCUGCUCGUCGUCGGGUCACGGCUACCUGAAGCCGCUCGGGUGUGGGUUGGGGGGCAGGAGCCGGACGGAACGGUGGCGUUUUCCGUGAUCAGCAUCGAGCCGGAGGGGAGGACGCGCCGCGGGGGAAGCCAGUCCAGGCGGCCGGGAGCGGAGACGGAAGAGGAGGAAGAGGAGGUGGAGGUGGACGAUGGAGAAAGGAAGGAGGGGGGACGCGCGUAUGAGGAUGAGAACGAGAUGCAGUCACGCCAGGGGGGGCCCAGAGCGUUGGAGGUGCAGCGGUGGGCGGCAGAGAAGCCAUCCUUCACAGCAGAGCUCAAUCGUAUCGUCACCUACAUCACAAGGCCACAGCUGAACUGCUCCAGGGUUUUAUCCCCGGGGCAGACUGAGGCAGCGCAGCCCCCUGCAGCUUCAGCCCACUGGUCGCUGUGUGCUGAAGACUGGCUCCUUCCAGCUGCAGAUGGAUCGUGUGUUGCAUACUCCUUCAGUAUGGAUGGGGGGGAUGCAGACUUUCUGAAGACUGUGUCGGGGUUAGGAUGCAAAGUCCACACUUUCGAUCCCACCAACUCCAUUGCAUCUGGUGGUCACCUUGGCAACAGUUUGGCGAGUAACCGUGGCGACGGAGGCGUGGUCAGCCAGCACAAGAUGUGGUUGGAGUGGCGAGCUCCGAAGAAGCGCAGGCACAAGACGAGAGGCAACCUGGGCAGUGUUUCUCAAACACUGGCAGAUAUCAUGGCAGCUCUGGGACACCACACAGUUCACUUCCUCUAUGCUGACCUGCUAAGUGCUGAGUGGCGAGUUUUCCAGAACUGGAUCGAGGCGGGAUCUCUACAGAAUGUCCAUCAUCUGGUUGCCACGGUGCACCUGCAGUGGGCAGGGUUUGAGGUGGGCGGGACGGAUGAGGAAGUGCUGCGCUAUUGGUUCAGCAUCCUUCAGGGUCUCCAGGCUUCUGGACUCAAGCUGGUCCACAGCUCUGCAGGAGAGGGUCACAGCGUCCUGAAGAAGACAGUAGCCAACGCUCACAGCUCCUACACCCUCAGCUGGGUCAACACACGACACUGACACUCACACAUGAACGGACACACAUGAUCUGAGUUUAUGGAUGUCGUCAAACAAGGAGGAGAAGCUCAGAAUCAGAACAGUGGGUGAAGUUUCUUUGAAUAAGGAACUUUUUUCCCUGAGAUUUCAGACAUCCACGGUUCUUCAUCUGACAUCUCCCUCUAGUGGACUUGAAUGAAUUUGCCUUUAUACAAUUAUGCCAUCAGAGGUUGUGUUAAUACUAAAAAAUGUGACCAAAUAUGAAGCAGAAGGAAGGCUUAUUGAUUUAAAUGGGCAAGAGCACAAUCAAAUAAUUAUAUAUAAAGAUUUGUAUCACUUGCAAUGUUAAAACGCAGCACACAUCACAUCACAACACAUCACACAGUGCGACUGAUUUCACAUGAACCUUCAUCCAGCUGUAGCAUGAAUGUAGAUUCAACAGAUUAUUUAUUUCUGUACAGCCCUAAAUGCUUUUUUAUGUGCAAUAAAUCUUUACAUUGAAGACAAGCUUAAUUUAUAUUUAGACUAUUUGUGCCUACUGUGAAAUAUAGAGAAAUUCUUCCAUUAUACUGAGCAUUCUUGCUCUUUACUGUGUACUGUAUUACAAAGAGGAAAACAAUGAAACCAUAAUGUGCAUUAAUAUCACAAUAAAUACAACAUAACACCAAAGAA